Molecule: messenger RNA, 5226 nt
Organism: Phascolarctos cinereus (koala)
Lineage: Eukaryota; Metazoa; Chordata; Mammalia; Diprotodontia; Phascolarctidae
Source: RefSeq, a predicted model, not a curated record
CUAGCCCUGGCGUAUGUCAGAGAGCGUGAGGGAUCGGAGGUCACGCCCGCACCGACCCUGACAUCGAGAUGGGUGCAAGGAUUCCCUAAGCAGAAUAUUGAUUUUAUCAACGACAACACAAUUUGCUACACUUGUGGGAAUUACUUAAUUUUCAUUAACAUUGAAAAUGAGAAAAGGUUUGUUCUACAGUGUGUGAAUGGAAAAGUGGGUGCUCUGGCAACUAACAUUCCUUUUCAAGUGGUGGCUUUUUCAGAUCGCAGGCUUAAACCCACUAUCUACAUAUACACCUUUCCUGAAUUGUCCAGAAAGGCAAAAUUAAAAGGGCAUGCUCAGCUGGACUAUACUUUACUUGGAUUUAGUUAUUGUGGUACAUACCUGGCUAGUUACUCUGCAGUUCCAGAGUAUGAACUGACACUUUGGAACUGGGAAAAAAAGGUUAUUUUGUGUAGCAGAUUACAACCAGGUGUGGAAGUAAGCCAGAUGACUUUUAAUCCCAUGAACUGGCACCAAUUGUGUCUGUCUAGUGCAAGUGCUUUAAGUAUAUGGAAUGUUGAAAGAAGUGACAAGAAUUAUAAUCUUAAGCCAAAAUCAGUAAACCUACCUGCAGAAGAUGGGACAUAUAUUGAUGAAACAGAUGGAAUGUUCUCUUACACAGAGCCUAAAGAUACUGUUUAUGGACCUGCACUACUAAUUUCUUCCAUUGCUGGGCUAGUUGGUGUAGAAGCAGAAACAUUCAAGCCUAAAGAUGAUUUGCAUCCCUUGGUUCAUCCUACUGUACACUGUUGGAACCCAACAAAUGAACUAUAUGUUGGCUGUGAAGAGGGUCAUAUUCUAUUGAUAAAUGCAGAAAGCCUACUUGUUACUGUCCUGUCUCGGUUUGCUGAAGUACCAAAAGAUGAAAAUAUACUUACUGUGAUACCUACAUCCAUGCUGACACCUGAAGAAAAGUGGAGACAAAAAGAAAUCCAUUCUAAAGAUACCAUCGUAAACACCAUGGCAUUUCACAAAGAAGGACUAUUUGUUUCUGGAAAUGAUGGUAUUGUGCAUUCUUUUACUAUCAAGGAAAUACAUUACAGUGUAAAAGACUAUUUUGAUGUGCAAGAGCCUGUAGGAAACAUUAUAUUCUCUCCUGAUUACACACUGUUACUGAUUGAAACCAUUAAGGGAUCGGUUUACACCUAUACUUUUGGUGAAGAACCAAAAGUUAAAACAAUCAUGGAUGCAUAUAGUGGCAAUGUACAGUCAAUUGACUUUAUCACACCUGGAAACAAAUAUUGCAUGUCAGUAACUAUUUUGGGAGAGAUCUGUAUUUGGUUGUUAGAGAAUGGAUCCCGUGUCAGCAAAUUACACCUUAGGACUGAGGUAAAUGACAUGGCUUGCUGCCCCUCCUCGCUUUCCGUUGCUCUGGGAACCAGUGCAGGAUAUAUCCAGUUCCUUGACGUUACUGAUGCUGAAUUACCUCAAGUUGUUCAUAAUGUUUUCCUGACCCAAUCUUCAAUACAGCAUGUGCGUUAUGACCAGAAGGGUCAGUACUUGAUAACUGGAACUUCUGAUGGAUAUAUCUUCAUUUUAAAUGCCAAACCUUCACAGUCAUUUAAGGUCCUUGGAUUCACAGAAAUCGAUGGUAACAUUGUACAAAUGUCUAUAGUCUACAUUUCUGAAAAAAACCUAGUUGAAGUAAUGGUGCUUAUCAAUACUUCACAAAGUGAAAGAUGCAGAUUGGAAAUAUUUUCUCUGCCUGAAGCAAUCUUAACAGACCCUGACAACUGUUGUGAUGAAAGAGGGAGGCUGAAGAAUGACAUCAUUGAGAGGAGGCAAUAUAAAAUAAAUCAUUCUCUAACCUCUGCUGUCUUGGAUUUACACAAUGAACAUUUUUAUGGCUAUUGUAGUCAUGUGCCAUAUAUCUGUACCUACAGUAUUCCUGAAAAGGAUAGCGAAGUUGUAGUUCUCAAACCAGAGAUCAAAAUGCAAAGCAGACAUUUUGGAACUGGAAUAUUGUGCCUAUCAUCUCAUGGCAAGUGGCUAGCAUCAACAGCCAAAGAUGGAAUACUGAGUAUCCGUGAUGUUAAUAAUUUGGAAACAUUUACUCAGAUUCACUGCCAUUCUUACCAGGGACAAGGAAUUCAAUCACUGGCAUUUUCACUCGAUGGCCAUUCCAUACUAGUGAAUGGUAGGGAAGAUGGUGUCCUUGUUUGUCUGAAAUGGAAAAAGAUAACUGAAUCUCUAGCUCAAGAAGCUGCUCAGCAUUUUCAUACCUUUCUGGACAUUCUGAACAGCAGCAUUGUGAACGAAAAUUCAGCCUUAUUGGAGAUGAGAGAGAGCCAGCUCAGUUUGGAUUUAGGCUCUGGAAAAUCAGAUGAAUAUUCAGGCAUUACAGUUGGAGCCAAAGAACAAGAAACUUCCUGGCUAGAAAAGAAAAACAAUGAGGCUGUUAGAAAAGAGGUUAAGGAAUUUAGUGAAAAAAAGAGAGAACUAAAACAAGGAAUCAGAGCACUGGCUAAAACUAUUCAGGAAAUGCUGGAGGAAAAUGAUUUGGCACCUCAGAUUACACAACUAAAACAACAAGAAUUUUUUCUGGAUGUUGAAGAAAUGAGAAAACUUUACGCUGAAAAUGAUAAAGAAGUAGCACAGUUAAGAAGGGAAACAGAAAUGGAAAAUCUAGCUAAGAUGUAUUUAUGGAACAUUUUAAAAGAAGAAUGCUGGGAUUCCAUGAGCGUAAAAAGUCAAGAACUUAUGUCCUUUCAUAAUCAUUUGAAAGUCCAGAAUUUCCCAAUGAAAAAGCGAACUCCAGAAGAGUUGAAAGAAUUGGAGACAGUUUUACAGAUAAGGAAGCUUCAAGAAGCUGUACUUAAAUUGCAAAAGCAUAUUGUAGAGGUUUAUCCCACAGCUUCUUCCCUGGGUCGAAAGACACAUGAAGAAGAGGAAGACGAAGAGGAUGAGGAUGAACAGGAAUUAGCAAAAAAAGAUAGUGGCGUACUCGAUUAUCUACUUGGAAGUUUAUGUACAAGCUUUGGUAUAGAUAUAAGCAUAUUGAAUAGGCAAUUGGAACUUCAUACCAGAGAGGACAAAAUCAACCAGAUUAUAUUAUUGAAGGACAUUAUUUACAAGAUUAAAACCACUUUUAAUAAUGAGUUUCAUGCCACCUUUCAACAAAAAAUGUUGGAAAUAGCACGUGUGAGGGAAAGAAACAUAAGAAUUCAAGAAAUCAUCACAAAUCUAGAACUUGGGGAAGAGGUCUGGCAACCAGAAAUAGAGGAUUGUGAGAAGCCAGACUUAAUUCUAACAGUAGAAGAAGAUGAGAUUAAAGUUGAAAAAUACCUUACUCCUUGGCAAAGAGAACACGCAGAAAGAGCGGCAGCCCUUGAAUUACAACAACGCCUGUUAGCUGAGAAAGAUGAUUUAAGACGUCGUGCUUUGAUGGACAUGAUGAAUGGAGUUUUGGAAGUAAAGAAAGAAGAUAUUUUGAAGAUGGUAGUUCCUCAGCCUUCCUUUAUGGCCUAUAAAUUGGAUGCAAUAUGGACUGAAGAAGAAAGAAAACAAGCCAAAGAAUAUGAGAAAAAAGUCAAAGAGUUAGAUGAGGAAAAAGACAAGUAUAAAAAGUCGCUGGAUGCUGAAUUAAGGAAGAUUCAGGGGUCUAUUGAAGAAACGACACAAGCCUUUAACAGUAGUCUAAAAAGACUCUUUGAGAGAAAGGUGAAAGCAGAAAUGGUUAUCAACCAGGAGGAAUUAAAAAUAACCAACCUUGUGUUCUCUUUAGUCUUGGAUGAAGAAUUAAGAACAAGGGAAUUAGGAAUGAACAACUUCCUUGAAAGGAAACAUAUGGAGAAAAAAAAUACUUCUAAGGAAGUCAACAUGGCCCGAGAUGAAGUUGAUGCAUUCAGAGAGAACUAUGACAACUUAGUUGCAGAGGACAAAGUUAUAGAACGUGGAUUUAAAAAAGAAUUUGCUGAACUUAGCAGUCAUCAUGCCGAAUUACUCUACAAACUAUUUAAACGCCGGCCAAGGAUGCCAAGGCAAAGAGCACAUGUAGAGUGUACUUCUCCUUUUGGCGAUCGCCUCAGGUCUGGCAAAGUUAAGGAUACCCUUGCCCAAAUCAUGAAAGCCAUGGAUGAUUUGGAUGCUCCUCAUCAUAUGCCAGAAGGCUUAGAUCCUGAGGUCUGGCAAUAUUUAUGUGCUGCAAGACGCACCAAAAUAGAAAACGAACAGAAGGUAAAGCAGAAAACGGCUGAUUUACUGGAAAUGCAGGCCUUCCUCCGGAAGAGAAUUGAAGAUGAUGAAAAGGUUCAAAUGGACAUUGACAAAAUUUUCCAGGAACAAUUUAUAUUACGCAAGGAUAAAAGUAAUUAUCAGGCAGAUCUCACAGUUCAAUUCCUAUUUAAACAAGGACAAGUGGAAACAGAAAAUUUCCUUUUUUCAUUAGAAUACUCUGACUCUGUUAUGAUUACCAGGAGUAUAAUUGAGGAUCUGAAUAAUUCAAUCAGGGCCCAAGGUCAAAGGAAAAUCACCAACAUGGUAGAAAAUAAAAAGUAUCACAAAGCAAUAUUUCAGAUCGAGUGGGAACAUAAAAAAAUGGAGAUGGAAAUGGAAGACCUCAACCAAAAGGCUUGGGAUAUUCAGAUGCUAUUUUUUUCAAGAGCUCAUCAGUUGUACCUAAAAGAAGAAAAUUAUGAUAUCCUGGUUGCCCUCCAAAUUUCUCUAAUGGAGCAGACUCUUGCUGCUAUAGAUAAAACCCACAAAAGAGAUGUGGAAGGCCAAAAACAGUUACUCAAGAAACUGAGAAAAAUCAACAAUCAACAAGAUUUAGCAAAUUAUGUUCUAAGCUGCAAUCUACAUGAAGAGUUGGUGUGUGUCUCUGAAAGAAAAAACAUCUGUCAAUCAAUUGAGGUUAAGCUGACUUGUGAAAAGAUUUCCAGGAAACGUUUUGAGGCUACAAUACAACAACAAAAGCUAAUAGAUAUUUCAAAAGAGCAGUAUGAACAGAUUUCAAUUUUACAGGCUGAAGUUGAAAGAUUAAGAAUGAAAACAUUUCCUGCACUUAUUCAUAUGUAGAAAUGCUGGCAAAAUAUGUGAGGCAGAAGAUAUCAAAUGUCAUGAAGAAAUCUCUGUUCUCAGGCAUUUGAAAUUUCUUUUCUUCAGUGAGAGAAAAACAAAAUACUGGGUUUUUUUCCCCUUAAAAUCUACCCUUAGUUGAAAUUAUUUAUCUCUUCCCAAAAAGAUUGUAAAAAU